Fusarium graminearum PH-1 is the source of this 518-nucleotide messenger RNA. RefSeq lists its product as uncharacterized. Bases 33 to 518 code for a protein of 161 amino acids. NCBI's taxonomy places the organism in Eukaryota, Fungi, Ascomycota, Sordariomycetes, Hypocreales, Nectriaceae. The record is from RefSeq and is a predicted model, not a curated record. The transcript is spliced from 2 exons.
AUAACUUAUGCAAUGAAAGUACCUAUCCGAGCAUGUCGACCCCUUUGUAUAGGACGGUGCCUCUGAGCCCUCACAUACAAGCACUCCAACAAGAUGCAACGACUGAAGUUUUGACACUUCAUCCUGUCAAGACAAGAACAGGAUUGUUCACUUACGGCCUACCAAAAGCAUGUCAACUACUCUGUGAGGCCCUCUUACAAGAUCUGGCAGAAGACCUCCAGAUGUGGGCAGGGGGUUUCGGAAUGGUCGUCAAAGAUAUUAAAAUGCCUGAGAUUAGCCCGCAGGCUUUCCGUCUCGAGAAGGGCAACGUUUCAACGUUGCUAAAAGGUUAUACCGCGCUUGUUGUGGCUCUCGGAAACGCCAAGUACGAUGUCGAGCUCAUUUCCAGAGACAAGACCUCUUCUCAGCAGGAGACAUGGGAAUCGUCUUCCGCUCUCCACCUCCGAGAGACAGGACUAAAAGCUCAGGGAGGAAACAUUAGGUUUCUUUAUAUCCCUCUCCACCUGGAGCCUGAAUAG